CCCAUGUACAUAAGACGGCGACAGAGGACGGCUGAAGUAUCAUUCGCACAGCGCGACAUGGCGAAAGUACUGGCCCUCUUCCUGGUGCUGCUGAUUGCUGCCUUGGUCUGCGAACAGGCUCUAGCCUGCACGCCGGGCUCUCGCAAGUACGAUGGCUGCAACUGGUGCACGUGUUCCAGUGGCGGCGCCUGGAUCUGUACGCUCAAGUACUGUCCGCCCUCCAGAGGUGGUGGUCUUACAUUCGCUUGACCUGCAUCCCGUGGCCAGGUCACCUGCCGCUGAAGACUUGACCCGGAGAAAUGGUCUGCUGCUUCAUAAAUGUUGAUAUUUGAAUGUAUCUGCAGCGAAUAUACUCACAAUGGCUACGAAUAAAGCUUGAAAUACUCAA
This is a messenger RNA of Schistocerca gregaria, 388 nucleotides long. RefSeq names its product serine protease inhibitor 3. NCBI's taxonomy places the organism in Eukaryota, Metazoa, Arthropoda, Insecta, Orthoptera, Acrididae. The transcript is spliced from 3 exons. The record is from RefSeq and is a predicted model, not a curated record. Gene Ontology annotation, molecular function: peptidase inhibitor activity. The coding region runs from base 4 to 249 and encodes 81 amino acids.